CUUUUUAGUGGCACGCCAGAAAUCCAAAGCAGGUCUGAAAAAGCUCUUCUUCAGGAUGCAAAUGCCAAAGGACAUACUUUUUUAUUCAAAUUUUAGAGCAGGUCUGGAUGGAGAGCCUGAAGAUGACAGGCAGCUUCUGGUCCAGGAACAAAAGGCUUGUCGAGCUCGAGCCCGUCAGUACUCCCUGGAAACAAACCGGCGGAGAAAGGCACUGGAGGACAAGAGGAGGCAGCGGGACAUUCAGGAGCAGAGACUGAGAGAGAAAAUCCUCCAGAAGCGUAAGCAGAGACUGCAGGAAGCCACAGAGCGUUUUCAGAGGGCUCACCUCCCUUUGUCCCAGAGGACAAGACCAGCCUCAAGUACAAGAGCACCUAACUUGGAUGAAGCACUCAGUUGUAUUCAGGGGGGCCAAACCCCCUACACUCAUGGCUCUUCAUUCUUUUCUGGCACUUCCACCAUCAACAACUGCAAUCCCUCCCCUAAACCCCCAGGGGGCUCCAGCGGUCCUCGGAGCCUGCGCACAGUUUCUGCAGCUCAGGCCUUUGGCAAGCUCAUACAGGAGAGAAGCCUGAGUGACUUUAAAACCAGCCAGCCUCUCUUUAUGAAACAGCUGCAGGAGAAUCUAGUAAAGGCUCAAGAACAAACACAGGACCACAUUGUCACUCAAAUUCGCCAUGCAGAAAGUCUGUUGAGCCUGGACAGUUUGGAGAAAGAUGUUCCACAACAUGGCCCUGGCAGUAAAACUGACAGCCUGGAUCCACCAGAGGUCCAUGACACCAGAAUACUAUCAAUGCAGAGGCAGCAAAACUACGCAAAUCCACCAUCUAACCCCUGUCCACCAAAGAGCUUCCUGGAGAAGGCAAUAAGUCAGCAGGUUCUGCCUAGUUCUUCCAGUUCUUCAUCACCUUCACCUGUGGAAGAUGAAACAUUUCAUGAGGUCCAGAGUGUCCAGCAUUUCUUAAAAGAAGUAGAGCAGUGCAAUAUAACAGGCCUGUCCAAGAUGUCCAAAAUCCAAACUACACUUCCCUGCCAAAUGCAGGUGCUUGCAGGUGCUUCUGGACAUACAGCUCAGCAGCAUGGAAAAACCACUCAGGAAAGCAUAUUGUGGGACAAAAGCACGGUAGCAGCCCCCUGCAAAAUUCAGACAGUCUCAGAUACCAUACCUCUGGACUACUCAAGCGUGGAUCAACGGUCCAACAAUGGUGCUGGUGAGUUCUCGAAAUGCACUAAGCAUAAGUCAGAGAUGCAAGCUCCCCAGACCGCCGGCAGAUGUUUAUACAGCGGUGCUUCUGAUCUGAACAAAGUCUCUCCCAGUUUGGAGAACUCAGUCUCACAGCCAAUAGAAACGGAGAAUUUGAGAAAUAUUGAAAAAUAUAAGACAGCAGAUAAUCCAAACUUAACAGAUGAAAACAGUGAUAGCAGACUGGCAAAGGACAUUUUGCCUAGUUCUUCCAAACUGAUAAAGGGGCCAGAUGAAUCACUUUUGGACUCUUUGACCAACCAUAUUGACCUCAAGAGCCGCAAAGUCCGAUUUCUGAAAGGAAUUCUUAAAAAUUGUAUAGCGGACGGAGAUGCCAAUUUUAGUUACACCCAAGGCCAUUUUGCUUUCAGCAAACAAGUGGCCAUAGCUGUUAGGGACAGUCUGGAGCUCACUCGGUCUAAAGGCUCUGACAACGAGAGCAACAAGUGCAUUAAGAAGAAACUUCGCUGGUUAGAUGAGGUGCAUAUUGAUGGAGGAGGAAAUAAGGACAUAUUGACAAAAAACUUAAGCAAGCUGGCAGAAACUAAAAGCAGAUUAACUCAACAAGCUCAACAGCCUUUAGUGAAUCAGCAGCAGGGAUCAUAUCUUUUAAGAUAUAUGAACAUACCUGCAGAUAUAUCAAAGAACAAUAUGACUUCCUCUAGUCCAGGUGAGCCCAACUCAACCAAACAAGCAUGGUCAGAUGUUGGGUGUCAGAAGGAAAAGCAGCAGGAACUGACAGGGGAAUCCAGAGCAGAAAAAGCAGCUUCCUGUGCUGCUGGAAUGGCUCCCCAACAGGCACACUCAGGCAAAACUGGCAUAGGCACUAUUUCAUCCCAUGCCCGGAGGGGUAUCAUUAUCAGGUCACAAUCUUCCAGUCAGAUUCAGCAUGUGAGCAGAACCCAAGGGAAGGUCCUGGUGCCUCGGCCUCCUCCAAGACCUGAGGUAACCACCAAAACAGGCAACAACGAUGAAUGUUCCCAAGAAAAAGCAUGUUUGGCAGCGGAGCACAUUCUAUAUAAGGACUAUCCAGAAGUUCAGCCUGCACCUCAGAGCAACAUUCUCAAAACAGAUGAUGGCACUAUAUUGGCCCCAGGUCAACAUUACUAUGCCUGCAUGUAUGAGACCAUGUCUAAAGGUAACUACAACCUGUGCCAAUCAGAGGGGCAGGUAGGCAGCACCACUAACUGCUUUCAGAAAGGUAUUUUGGAUCGUACACCAACUGAUGAGGAGAUUUCCCUGCUCUGGAAUGGAGUGCGUACUGCUCUAGCCAGCAAAGAUGGUGACUCUCGAAGCUUGCAGACUCACAAUGGACCAUUGUCUGCUUUGCCUCAAACUCAUGCCAAUUUGUCCCAUGUUACUAUCAAGGGUGAUAGCCUGUUCAGUGGUGUCAAGGCAGUUGCAAGAAUGGGUGGCUUUUUCCUGUCAUCUAACCAUGCAAGAAGUCCAGUGCGACGACCUGCUCUGGAGAAUGAUAUGGUGAAAAACAGAACUCCAGCAUUAGGUUACAGGAAACCCCCUGUUCUUUAUCAGGCUAUAGUGCCAAUAACUGCAAGCAAAACUGACCAGAUGGUGCAUGAUCAAGUUUCUGAGGCGAUAGACGGUGAUGAGCAGGUCGCUUUCCACUCAGCUCAUUUCCAAAGAGCUGCUGAGGUCCUGCAGUCACAGCGAGGCCUCAGUGCUCUCUCCCUGGAGGAACAGAAACUCCUGCAAUCACUUGAUAGGCUCAACCAACGCCUGCAGUAUGUGCAAGAUGUGGCUGCAAGGAACCCAGGACUGAAAGGCAUCGUUGCCUUGGACCCGGCAUAUAACCAGUCUCCCCAGCCUGGCGAGCGUACACGUGCCACCCUGCACAGGUACCAUAGUGGCCCAGCUGACAGCCGCACCCACCCUCACAGACGCUACUGACUUCACCUCCAUACAGACGCCCUUCUAUCCCAGCGUGUCCCUUUUAAUCCUUACUGACAAGCACUUUAUCACUUUUACACUCACUUGAAACCAGCAGGUAGUCAGUAUUACACCACAGACAACCUUUUCAGAUUUUUUAUUUUUUUUUGAAAAGACUUUUUUGUUCUAUUUCUGAAAUAAAAAAAAAAGUCUGACAUAUUUGCGAUGUAAAGUGGUGUGAAAAAGUGUGUGCCCUCUUCCUGAUUUUUGAUUUUUUUUUUGCACGUUUGUCACACUUUAAU
Tachysurus vachellii is the source of this 3429-nucleotide messenger RNA. RefSeq names its product centrosomal protein 126 (gene cep126). Bases 56 to 3148 code for a protein of 1030 amino acids. Gene Ontology annotation, biological process: cytoplasmic microtubule organization; non-motile cilium assembly; mitotic spindle organization. The record is from RefSeq and is a predicted model, not a curated record. The transcript has 12 exons. NCBI's taxonomy places the organism in Eukaryota, Metazoa, Chordata, Actinopteri, Siluriformes, Bagridae. Gene Ontology annotation, cellular component: centrosome; midbody; ciliary base.